This is a messenger RNA of Zygotorulaspora mrakii, 1329 nucleotides long. RefSeq names its product Tif3p (gene TIF3). The transcript has a single exon. The coding region runs from base 1 to 1329 and encodes 442 amino acids. The record is from RefSeq and is a predicted model, not a curated record. Gene Ontology annotation, molecular function: RNA binding. Lineage: Eukaryota; Fungi; Ascomycota; Saccharomycetes; Saccharomycetales; Saccharomycetaceae.
AUGGCACCACCAAAGAAAACUGUUAAGAUGGACUUGAAUUCGUUCUUGAACGACGAUACAUUCGGUUCAUCUUGGGCCGAGGAAGAUGUUGACUUGAAUAAGAUUACCAUUCCGAUCGACAAUUUGAAGGCCAACACUAUUCCAUUGGAAGAAUUAGCGGCCAAAAAGAAUGCCAGCGGAUUCAGCAAAUUUGGCGGCAGCAGUAGCGGAGGAUCUAGAUUGGAUCCCGCAUUGGGUGGUAGUGGUAGACACGACUUCUCAGACCGUGUUGAAUAUCCUGUUCCAGAUCGUGCACCAUACAGGGCUAUCAUCAAUAAUAUUCCAUGGGACAUAUCACCAGAGGGUGUGCAGGCGUGGGUUGAAGAUGGUUUGCAUGAGCCGGAUUCCGUGGUUGAGGUUGACUUACCCAGAAGUAUGAAGGAUCCAACCCGUUUGAAAGGUAUCGCUUUUGUCACUUUGAAGGAGCGUGAAGGGUUGGUAAAGACUUUGACUUUCAAUGGAACAAAACUAAAUGAACGUACCGUCUACGUUUCAGUAGCCGCACCAAGGAGAGAAGGAUUCGGGGGUUCUGGUGGUGACUUCGAUUGGAACGGAGCCAGAGGAUCCAAUUACCAAGCCUCAGGCGAUGCGGGUCCUGAUUUAGAUUGGGGUUCCGCAAGAGGAUCCCAAUUCCAGGAAAGAGGACCAAGAAGAGAGGAAGUGGACCUAGAUUGGGGUGAUGUCAGAGGAUCUCAAUUCCAGGAAUCAAGACCAAGAAGAGAAGAGCCAAAUCUAAAUUGGGGUGAAGCUAGAGGAUCUCAAUUCCAGGAAAGAGGACCAAGAAGAGAGGAAGUAGACUUAGAUUGGAGUGAUGUCAGAGGAUCCCAAUUCCAAGAAAGCAAACCAAGAAGGGAAGAGCCUAAUUUGAAUUGGGGCGAUGCCAGAGGCUCUCAGUUUCAAGAAAGGAAACCAAGAGGAGAAGAGCCUAAUCUGGACUGGGGUUCAGCAAGGGGAUCCCAAUUUCAAGGACGUCCUGAAUUUAAGGAAAGAAAGCCAAGAAAGGAUGGGCCUCAAUUAGAUUGGGCAGGUGCCAGAGGAGCCCAAUUUCAAGAUAGGGAAAAGAGAAGGCCAAGAGCAGAAAAAACUCGAUCUACUGAAGUAGCAGCUGAAACACCAAAAAUCCAAAGGUCAGCAUUCGAUGUUUUAAGUAGCCAAGAUGAUGACGAGGAUGACAAAGAAACAGAUACACCGGUAAAGAAAGAAGAUGACAGUGUCACCAAACUUUCGCAAGAUACUGCCAACCUAGAUGUCCAAGAUAAGGAUGAGUGGGAAACUGUUGGAAAAAAAUGA